Molecule: messenger RNA, 1597 nt
Organism: Impatiens glandulifera
Lineage: Eukaryota; Viridiplantae; Streptophyta; Magnoliopsida; Ericales; Balsaminaceae
Product: AAA-ATPase ASD, mitochondrial-like
Exons: 1
Coding region: 69-1523 (484 amino acids)
Molecular function (GO): ATP binding; ATP hydrolysis activity
Source: RefSeq, a predicted model, not a curated record
ACAAAACACACACAAACAAAAUAACUAGAAAACCUCCAAUAUAUACUGUGAUAUUCACAGUUCUAGCAAUGUUGAACUUCUUGCCGUUCAUGAGUCCACAUUCACAAUGGACUCAACCGGGCGGAGGGAUAAAUCUUGGCUUGCCCAUGGCGAUCGCCGCCUCCAUGGUAGUGUUUACGAUGUUCCAGCAAUUCAUCUACAGUCAUUUCCAACCUUAUGCAGAACGAUUUAUCCGCAAAUUCAUCUCCUCCAUGGACCCAUAUGUCCAAAUCAAAUUCCACGAGGAUCGAAACGAAGGAUCUCCCAAAAACUACGAGGCUUAUAAAGUCAUCGAAACAUACCUCAGCUCCAAAUGCUCUUCUCUCGCGCCUAGACUCAGAGCUAACGCCGUCAAAGACAUCAGCGAACCCGCCUUCUGUAUAGACGACGGCGAAAGUGUCUCCGAUCAGUUUAAUGGAAUCACAUUCUGGUGGCAGUCCCAUCAGGAAACCAGUGCACCCAAUCUUUAUCGUAUGUCUGGAACAAAAACCAGGUAUUACACCCUUACAUUCAGGAGAAUAUGGAGAGACAUGGUGGAAAAGGAGUAUAUCAAGCAUGUCAUGAAGGAGGGGAAGGCUGCAACUGCUAAAAACCGACAAUUGAAGCUCUAUUCAAACAGCUCGGCUGAAAACGGGGCGCAUUGGAAUUACAUAAUGGAUUGUGAAUAUGCUGCAACUUUUGAUACUCUGGCGAUGGAAAAAUUGAAAAAGAAGGAUAUUGUUGAGGAUUUGAUGGCGUUUACUAAUGCGAAAGAGUAUUAUAGGAAGAUAGGGAAGCCGUGGAAAAGAGGGUAUCUUUUGCAUGGACCUCCGGGGACGGGGAAAUCGACGAUGAUAGCUGCGAUGGCGAAUUUGUUGAAGUACGAUGUUUAUGAUCUUGAGUUGUCUGCUGUUAGUAGUAAUGCUUCGUUGAAGAGGCUUCUGAAUCGGAUACCUUGUAAUUCGAUUUUGGUGGUGGAAGACAUUGAUUGUUCUUCCACCAACGUGAUUUCUCGGCCGGUGAAGGGGGAAUUGAUGCCAGGGGAUGAUGAAACAAUGAAGAUGGAGAAAGUGACAUUGUCUGGUAUUCUUAAUUGUUUGGAUGGGUUGUUCUCGGCGAGUGAAGGAGGGCGGCUGACUGUAUUUACGACGAAUCAUGUGGACCAACUUGACUCUGCUUUGAUAAGGAGGGGGAGAAUGGAUAAGCAUAUCUUGAUGUCUUAUUGUGGGUUCGAGGCGUUUAAGGUUCUAGCCUGGAAUUACUUGGGAAUAAUGGAAGAUACAGAGGAGGAACACGAGCUGUUUCCCAGAAUUAGGGAAUUGUUGAAGGAGGGAAAUAUGACACCGGCUGAUGUGGCCGAGAAUUUGAUGAUAAAGAAUACCGCCGGCGCCGGAGAAGAAGCCGUUUAUGAGAGAUUGCAGAAUUUGAUUGGUGCUCUGGAGGAAAAAAUCAAUGAAGCCAAAGAGAGGAAGGACCCACAGAAGAAAACAUGUUCAUUAGACUAGUAUCUUUUGUUUGACUACGUUAUUUGGUUAUUUUACAUAUUUAAUAUAAAAAAAUAUCAAAAUAUUAUUAUGAA